Rhinichthys klamathensis goyatoka is the source of this 1509-nucleotide messenger RNA. It is a transcript of the gene katna1, whose product is annotated as katanin p60 (ATPase containing) subunit A 1. Gene Ontology annotation, cellular component: microtubule cytoskeleton. Gene Ontology annotation, biological process: microtubule severing. The record is from RefSeq and is a predicted model, not a curated record. Bases 24 to 1481 code for a protein of 485 amino acids. Lineage: Eukaryota; Metazoa; Chordata; Actinopteri; Cypriniformes; Leuciscidae. The transcript has 10 exons. Gene Ontology annotation, molecular function: microtubule binding; ATP hydrolysis activity; microtubule severing ATPase activity.
UCUUCAGCUGUUCCUCUUGCAGAAUGAGUCUGGGGGAGAUCAAUGAGAAUGUGAAGCUGGCUCGAGAAUAUGCGCUGCUGGGGAACUACAGCUCUGCAGUGGUCUGUUAUCAGGGGGUCCUGGAACAGAUCAAAAAGUACCUCUACUCAGUCAGAGACUCCUCUCUACAGCAGAAAUGGCAGCAGGUUUGGCAGGAGAUAAAUGAAGAGACAAAACAAGUUCGGGAGAUCAUGGCAACACUUGAGAGCUUCCAGCUGGAGUCGACCCCAUCCAAACCCAGCAGCUUUGGCCAGGAGAAUGACAUCAUGCCUGUUCACGUGGAGCACAGGUCAUCUCCAUGUGUAGUGCGCAAAUCCUCUGGGCCGUACAAAGAUGGCAAGGGCCAUGGAAACAGGUUGAGCGCCGGCCCUCGCGGCCAGCCACGACCCUCACCGCGCGUCACCAAUGGAGACAAGGGAAAACCUCAGAGAGGCAAAGAAAAGAAAGAGAACCCGUCCAAGCCAAAAGAUGACAAGAACAAAGCGGAGAGUGUGGAGACGGAGGUGAAGAGGUUUGACAGAGGAGGAGAAGACAAAGACCUGAUUGACAUUCUGGAGAGAGACAUCAUCUCCCAAAACCCCAAUGUCACAUGGGAUGACAUUGCUGACCUGGAGGAGGCCAAGAAGCUGCUGAAGGAAGCAGUGGUUCUACCCAUGUGGAUGCCUGAAUUCUUUAAAGGAAUAAGACGCCCGUGGAAAGGAGUGUUGAUGGUGGGGCCUCCAGGCACAGGAAAGACAUUGCUGGCCAAAGCUGUUGCCACCGAAUGCCGAACCACAUUUUUUAACGUGUCCUCCUCCACCCUCACCUCCAAAUACAGAGGAGAGUCUGAAAAACUUGUACGGCUGCUGUUUGAGAUGGCACGGUUUUAUGCCCCCACCACCAUCUUCAUCGACGAGAUAGACUCCAUAUGUAGCCGCAGAGGAACCUCAGAAGAACAUGAAGCCAGCAGACGUGUCAAAGCUGAACUACUCGUCCAAAUGGAUGGUGUUGGAGGGACGUCUGAAUAUGACCCUUCAAAAAUGGUUAUGGUUCUGGCAGCCACCAACUUCCCUUGGGACAUUGAUGAAGCUCUGAGACGGAGACUAGAGAAGAGAAUUUAUAUCCCACUGCCCUCAGCUAAAGGCAGAGUGGAGUUACUCAAGAUCAGUCUGAAGGAGCUUGAGUUGGCCAAUGAUGUCAACAUGGACAAGAUCGCUGAGCAGUUGGAGGGGUACUCUGGUGCUGACAUCACCAACGUUUGCAGAGAUGCGUCCCUGAUGGCAAUGAGAAGGCGGAUUGAGGGCUUGACCCCUGAGGAGAUACGGAACUUAUCAAAAGAUGACAUGCACAUGCCCACUACAAUGGAGGACUUUGAGGCGGCACUGAAGAAAGUGUCCAAGUCUGUAUCUGCUGCUGAUAUAGAGAAAUACAAGCAGUGGAUAACGGAGUUUGGCUCCUGUUGAUUAUGCCAAAGAACCUUGAUUUUGUUUU